This is a messenger RNA of Malurus melanocephalus (red-backed fairy wren), 3702 nucleotides long. RefSeq names its product calpain 7 (gene CAPN7). Gene Ontology annotation, molecular function: calcium-dependent cysteine-type endopeptidase activity. The transcript is spliced from 21 exons. The record is from RefSeq and is a predicted model, not a curated record. Gene Ontology annotation, biological process: proteolysis. Lineage: Eukaryota; Metazoa; Chordata; Aves; Passeriformes; Maluridae. The coding region runs from base 87 to 2528 and encodes 813 amino acids.
GGCUGCCGGCGGAGGCGGGGACAAGCAGAGGGUGGGCUUCGAGGGGAGCUGUCGCCGGUGCCRCCGGCACCGGGAGCGUGCCAGCCAUGGACGCCACCACGCUGGAGCUGGACGCGGUGAAGUUCGCGCAGCUGGCGGUGCAGCGGGACCAGAGCGGGCGCUACCAGGAAGCGGUCUUCUACUACAAGGAAGCUGCACAAGCCUUGAUUUAUGCUGGGAUGGCUGGGUCCAACUUGGAAAAUAUUCAAGAAAAAAUAAAUGAGUACUUGGAGAGAGUUCAAGCUCUCCAUUCAGCAGUUCAGUCACAGAAAACAGACCCUCUGAAGUCAAAGCAACAGUUGGACUUGGAGCGUGCUCACUUCCUAGUUACACAGGCUUUUGAUGAAGAUGAUAAAGGCAAUGCAGAAGAAGCUAUAGAGUUGUACACAGAAGCGGUGGAACUCUGUUUGAAAACAGCUACUGAAACUUCAGAAGCAGGACUCCAGUCCAAACUGAAACAGCUGGCUCGACAAGCACUAGAUAGAGCAGAAGCACUGAAGGAAUCUAUGUCAAAGUCAUCUCAGAAAGAAAAGUCAACUGCARCUAAACCAAAUCAGCCAGUCAGAACGUUCUUUCCAUUGGGACCUGAUUUUUCUUUAAAUGACAAACCACAGACAAUCAGAGCRGUACAAGCUAGUGAAUCUCAAGGUCAGAGAUACACUGCAGAGGAGAUUCAAGUACUAAGGAAGACUUCAAAGAUUAAUGGCAUUGAAUAUGUACCUUUCAUGAGUGUUGACCUGAGGGAACGUUUUGCUUUCCCUAUGCCUUUUUCUGAUAAGUGUGGAAAGCUACCAUUAUCCCCCAAACAGAAAGCAAUGUUUGCCAAAUGGGUGCGACCAGAUGACAUAACAAAUAACCCUACGAUGAUCUAUACUGUAUCAAGUUUCAGCAUCAAGCAGACGAUAGUGUCAGAUUGUUCUUUUGUGGCAUCACUAGCUAUCAGUGCAGCAUAUGAAAGAAGGUACAACAAAAAAUUGAUCACGAGUAUAAUUUACCCUCAGAAUAAGAAAGGAGAACCAGAAUAUAAUCCAUGUGGUAAAUACAUGGUGAAGCUUCAUAUCAAUGGUGUUCCUAGAAAGGUAAUCAUAGAUGAUCAGUUACCUGUCGAUCAUAGUGGCGAACUUCUCUGCUCUUAUUCCAAUAACAAGAAUGAAUUAUGGGUGUCACUAAUAGAAAAGGCUUACAUGAAGGUCAUGGGAGGAUAUGAUUUUCCUGGAUCAAAUUCUAAUAUUGAUCUCCAUGCACUGACUGGUUGGAUACCUGAAAGAAUUGCUAUGCACUCUGACAAUCAAGCCUUCAAUAAAGAUAGCACUUUCAGAAUGCUUUAUCAGAGAUUUCACAAAGGAGAUGUCCUUAUCACAACAGCAACAGGGGUGAUGUCUGAAGAGGAAGGAGAAAAGUGGGGUUUAGUUCCAACCCAUGCAUAUGCAGUCUUGGAUAUUAGAGAAUAUAAGGGACUUCGAUUUCUUCAGCUAAAAAAUCCUUGGAGCCACUUACGUUGGAAGGGACGAUACAGUGAAAAUGACACAAGAAACUGGACCCCAGAUUUACAAAAAUAYUUGAACUUUGAUCCCAGAACAGCUCAGAAAAUAGACAAUGGCAUUUUCUGGAUUUCCUGGGAGGACCUGUGCCAGUACUAUGAUGUUAUUUAYUUGAGUUGGAACCCAAGUCUUUUUAAAGAAUCUACAUGUAUUCACAGUACGUGGGACGCAAAGCAGGGCCCGGUGAAGGAUGCCUACAGCCUGGCCAACAACCCUCAGUACAAGCUGGAGGUGCAGUGUCCACAGGGUGGUGCUGCCGUCUGGGUCCUGCUCAGCAGGCACAUCACUGACAAGGAUGACUUUGCACACAAUCGGGAAUUCAUUACAAUGGUUGUAUACAAGACUGAUGGCAAAAAAGUUUACUAUCCAGCUGAUCCUGCUCCAUAUAUUGAUGGCAUUCGGAUCAACAGUCCUCAUUACCUGACCAAGAUAAAGCUGACCUCUCCAGGUUCCCAUACAUUCACCUUAGUGGUGUCCCAGUAUGAGAAACAAAACACCAUCCAUUACACCAUCAGGGUGUAUUCCUUGUGCAAGUUCACCUUUUCCAAGAUUCCUACACCUUACACCAUUUCCAAGCGGGUUAAUGGACAGUGGAAAGGUCACAGUGCUGGAGGAUGUGGAAAUUUCAGAGACACCUAUAAAAAUAACCCCGUUUAYCAAUUCCAGCUAGACAAGAAUGGGCCAUUGCUAAUUGAACUACGGGGACCAAGGCAAUACAGCGUUGGUUUUGAACUCGUCACCGUCUCGACUGUAGGAGAUCCUGGUUCCUAUGGCUUUCAGAAAAAAAGUAGUGGUGACUACAGGUGUGGAUUUUGCUACUUGGAGGUGGAGAAUAUAUUUGCUGGAGUUUACAACAUWAUCCCCACCACAUUCCUGCCUCAACAAGAGGGCCCUUUUUUCUUAGAUUUUAACAGUACUACUCCUCUUAAGGUGUCACAGCUGCAGUGAGGAGACAGAACUGUGCAGUACUGUUUAAAGAGAUGGUUUUGAUCUGUCCAGCAUCCUGAGAAAAGGCGAAGAACCUUUACUACACAUGCACAAAAGAAAAUUACAUCCUGAAUURAGAGCAUGGAAUCAUGGAUUGCCARWUAAUUGUGGCAGGCAGUUGGCUGUGGGUUUGCUGCUAUGAUCCAGGAGUGAGCACUGUUCAACRGGCUUGGGAAUAGGCUGAAAUGCAUAUAUUCAAGUGAACCAGCAGAACUCAAUUUAUUGCAGUUUUUCCACACUUUGAAUCAAAGUCUAGUGAGUUACAAGAACUAACAUUGAAUUUCCCUCCUCCCAACAYAGAGGGUAUAUGGGUUAAAGAUUCUAUUCUUAAAAGUAAACAUGUAAGAAAAAAGUAUUCUUGUGUAUUCUGCUUAUUCAGUCUCAGGACCAAAUAGCUUUUAUUACAUAUUUGUGCUGCUAUCKUCAAUGUUUUCAGCACUGAACUGAUUCUCACAUUUAAAUGUAAAUGUACUACUGCUGAGCCAGUAGUAUUCUGUGUGUCAGCUUGUCUGGAAUGUGUACAUAGGAGUAAAGGAAAAAGAAGGUUCCAGCUUUAGCUAUUUCUGAAAGCAGAGCAAUGGCUUUGCUCAUGUUACAUGUGCUUUGAGAGCUGUAACUUCCUAUCUGUAUAACUUUAGUACAUAAUAGAGCAUAAGGUUCUGUGCCUUUCUUCCUGCCAGCUGCCAGACCUAGGCUGCUCCCAAUAAACAGGAAGGCCAGGAGGUUAUCCAGCAGCAGUGUCCAGGCAGUGCAGCACAGCACAGCUUUCCUCCAGCAGCUUUGAAAGGUUUUAAUCUAAAGAUCUGCUGUAAGAUUCACUGUAUCCACUGAGGGUAGUCUCAGUUGGCUGGUUCCCACUAUCAGCAACCCAGCAAAGAAAUGGUUUAUUUUCAUCCUUUUUGUAAAUAUGUAUGCUUUAGGGAAAGAUCAUUUAAACCUUGGCCCGAUACACCACAACUGCAAGGAAUGCACAUGCUUAUUGUACUAUACAAGACAUCUUUGAAAAUAUAACUUUUGCCUUGUAAGGUGAAGCCAGUGAAUGCUUUGAGCACUURGCCAGUGUCAUCAAUAGAAGCAGGGUCAGAGUUCUUAAGAACUCUAURUACAGGAUCUAUAUACAUUGUAUCYGAUGAGG